Thamnophis sirtalis is the source of this 2455-nucleotide messenger RNA. The record is from RefSeq and is a predicted model, not a curated record. NCBI's taxonomy places the organism in Eukaryota, Metazoa, Chordata, Lepidosauria, Squamata, Natricidae.
GAACCGCCCACAGCACAUCGCGAGAUUUCCAUGGUCCCGUUCCCCAGAUCGUCCUCCCGUGCUGGGGAAGAAGGAAUGGAGACUGCAAAGAUUUAGCAGGGGUGAGGGGAAAAAGCUCGGCAGAUACAGAACAAACCUUUUCUGAAACAGUUUGAAGAUGUCGGCCAUUGCGCCUUCGGAAGACAUGGCCAUGGUGCCCCUGGGGAAGGACACGUCCCCUGCUGCCCAGCUCACCCAAACUCACACCCAGAAGCCGAGUUCAGAGGAUACCGAGGCGACUUUACCCUGGGACCGAGCCCAACAUGACACAGUGGGCGAGAUGCCCGGGGUUUUGGAGACGGACGCCCGGCCGAGCCCUGAAGGGAGCAUGAAGGCAGCCAUGGACCAUCAGGCUUUCCUGAAGCCUCUGGAGGACGAGGAGUGCAGUGGGAUGUCUGCCAUGGCGGCCCACGCCUUCAUCCCCAUCGACCCCCUCUGCAUCGAACGCCGCCCCAGGAGCCACAAGAAGCAGCCAUGGCAGCUGGACGUGCCACUGCAGGAUAGGGCACCGUACCAGGAGGAGAAGGCCGACCCUGAACAGCAGACCUUCCUCGCCCGAGACUCCUCGGCCUGUUCGCACGACCUCCCCGAUCCUGCCGGGGAGCCGUCGCAGACUCAUUGUUGCCGGACAAAAGGUUGCUGCAACUCGGCCAACCUUAAAGCCGUGGCUUCCAUGACUACGGCCCUGAUCAUCUUCCCGGGCUUGGUCUACAGCGCUUACGUCUUCCUGCCCUUCGACAUGCCCGUCAUGGAGAGCAUGAGCGCUCGGCUGGUGUACACGCUGCGCUGCGGGGUGUUUGCCACUUUCCCCAUCAUUUUAGGGAUGAUGGUUUACGGGGUAUCCCGCCUUUGUGCCUCCUCCCUGCAGCCUUUUGAGGAGCUGAGCCGGGAGGUGGAGAUCCAUCGGCAUUUCGUCUCCCAGUCGGUCGACCUCUUCAUUCUUUACUUCUUCAACAUCGCUGUCCUUUCCACCUACCUGUCCCAGGAAGGGCUCAAGCUGAUCCCGCUGCUGACGGGCCUUUUUGCCAUCUCACGGCGGCGCCUCCUCGAUAAAACAAACAUCACGCUGACCAUCGCAAUCAAAGAGGCGCGGGCCACGGAGCUCGCGGAGCUGUCAACCUUGGAGAUGGCCCGCUACCUGCCUCCCGCGCCUACCCUGCCUCCAGUACCUGCUCUACCUGCACCAACCCCUCCACCUCCGCUGCCUUCUUCACCUUCGACUUGCCUCAUUGACGAACUGGUUCCCUUGCCUGACUCGUUCUAUGAAGGCCAAGUCGAUCGCCUGAGGGCCAUUCCUCGGCGCCCUCAGCCUUCUCAAGCCCGCGCUACUGCGGAAUCCGCCACCUGCCUCAGCUGCGGAGGCAACCACGCCCGGGCGUCCUGCCCCUUCAAAACCUCGGUGUGCCGCCGCUGCGGCAAGAAAGGCCACCUGGCACAGGUCUGCCGGGCCACCCUGCCACCUCCAGCUGACCAGCCGCUGCCUGCCUACGGUCCUCCUGUGCCGCCUAGAAAUCAACAGCCCAGACGCCAGCAAGCCCGCCAAGAUGACUGCUACGCCCUAGAGGAAGACCUCCCUGCCACCCCUGCAGUGUCGGUCAGCCAAGCCUCGGCUGGUAUGCGGAAAAUCACCACAACCAUUUCCAUUGAGGGCUCUCCCUGCCCCAUGGAAGUCGACUCGGGCUCCUCCCGAUCCCUUCUGUCCUGGGCCACUUUCUCCCGUCUGUGCCCUCAAGUCCCCAAGUCGCAGGUCUCGCCCGCGGACACUUUGCUCAGGGACUACCAGGGGACUAACAUUCAUACCCUGGGCUGCUAUGGGGUGCGGGUGCAGGUGGAGUUCCUGGGCUUCAUGAUUGAUGUCCAGGGAAUCCACCCCACCCCUUCUAAAAUCUCGGCCAUCAAGAACGCCCCUGUCCCGACCUCCAAGGUGCAGCUGCAAGCGUUCCUCGGCCUUUUAAACUUUUACGCGCCGUUCCUCCCUCACAAGGCGUCACUAGCCGAGCCGCUGCAUCGGUUGCUCGAACAAUCCGUGGCCUGGCAAUGGGGCAGCCGCGAAGCGCAUGCGUUCGCGGCUGUCAAAUCCUUGCUGACGUCAGAGGCAGUCUUAGUCCAGUAUAGCAACAAGAUGCCCCUGACUUUAGCUUGUGACGCCUCUCCUGUGGGCUUGGGGGCGGUCCUCAGCCAUGUUCUGCCCAAUGGCUCAGAGGCCCCCAUUGCUUUUUACUCCCGGACACUAUCCUCAGCCGAGAGGAACUACAGCCAGAUCGACAAGGAGGCUCUGGCUGCUGUGUCCGGGGUUAAAAAGUUCCACAAUUACCUCUACGGUCGGCACUUUACCCUCUACACUGACCAUAAGCCUCUCCUUGGGCUUUUCGCCGGUGAUAGGCCGACCCCCCCCCCAUCCUGUCUCCCAGGAUGA